AUGGACCCAAGGAUCCGCCAGCUCGAUUGCGGCCGAGGCAGACACGACGGCAGCCACCGCGUCGACCCCGCCAAGAGCGGGUGCCUCAGAAGGAAGACCAGCGCGUGCGGGAGGUCGACGCAAUUCGCUCGACCUCAGUCCCACGUCUGGCUCAGCGGGGGAGUUGGUCAGGCCCGUCGUAGCCACUACCUGCUCCAAAUCAUGGUCGAUGCAAUUCGCUCGACCUCACAGUCCCACGUCUGGCUCAGCGGGGGAGUUGGUCAGGCCCGUCGUAGCCACUACCUGCUCCAAAUCAUGGACACCUCACCAAGGAUCUGCAAUGGGCGACGAUGCGUUGCUGAAGUCACCAUUGGAUGCCUGCUCUAUCUUUUUUCUCAGCAGCUCCAUCUCCUCCCUCUGUUCCGUCUUGUGAUAGCAAUUCAACUACAGUCUACAUGUCCUUUGGUCUUGCAGGUCAUUCUUACCUUGCAUUUAGAAUUUCUGCAACAUGGUACGCUUUGCUAGAACCUCAUUGGUAAGAAAUGAAUGUUCAUGAAAGGUAAUAUGAAGUAU
Lolium rigidum is the source of this 552-nucleotide messenger RNA. RefSeq lists its product as uncharacterized. The transcript is spliced from 5 exons. The record is from RefSeq and is a predicted model, not a curated record. Lineage: Eukaryota; Viridiplantae; Streptophyta; Magnoliopsida; Poales; Poaceae. Bases 1 to 504 code for a protein of 167 amino acids.